AUGAACGUCGACUUCCUCAGGGUCCAUUUCUUGGCCCACCGCUUCAAACACCCAGAGGCGUUUUCCCAAGACGAACUCACGGCAAUUGCUUUGGAUGCACUUCAGAUCAUGGACACUUACCAAGCGCUUCAUCCAGCGUAUGCUGGUUUCCAGGCCCAGUUGGCCAGGGCUGGAAGAGCCGAGGUGGGUAAGUUUCUGGACGAAUGGGCGAAAAGUGUCGAGUUGAAUGCUCCGAAAUCUUCGUAUUUGGUCGAGUUGGACGAUGGUGCUUCUACAGAUAAGCAGCAUGCGGUGGAUGAGUUCAAGCAAGUGUUUGCCGUGCUGAUAAUCCAGUGUGACUUUCGAAUGGUGCAGUUUUAUUUGGGCAAGCUUGAUAAUAUCGCCCAGUUUCCUGCUCAGGUAACGAGCCACCAGGCGUUUGCUGAGAAUAGGUACUAUGAGCAUCUCUUUUACCAGCUCGUGGCGUUGAUAUUUGGCCGUGUGUGGUUUGAAGAGGCGAAUACGCCGAAAAAGGAGAACGAAGAAACUUUUGAGGGACCUACGGGGCCUCGGAAUAUUGCUUCGAUUGAGAAACGGAACCAUAAUUACCAUACUCGGUGCUCGUUCUUGUUCAAGGCGCUAGACGAGAAGCCAGAAGCUGUAAGGAACCAGGUGGAGCCUGAAAUCCAGUAUCAUUUGCUAUUACAAUGGCUUAGUGCGUUGGUGAAGUUCACUCAAGGAAAGCUACAGGCGUUUAUUGAAGAGUUUGAUCGUCUUUAUGAGCAUAUUCAGGUACUAGAAAGCCUUGGGCUUGUUUCUGAAGUGUUGGUCAUGUACGCUGUGGCCUCUAUUGCUACUAGACCAUUCAACCAGCUUAAUAUGAACCUGAACGAAGCUCUCGUUGACUCUUAUACUUCAGAUCUUGGGUCUUUGGAGGAAGGUAUAUUCGAAGUGCUCACGCUUUUGUCGAAUGGCGAGUUCCAUGCAGCCAAAUCAGCUCUAGCUAAUCCACAAGCACUGCAAAAGCUAUUUGCUUCUUUAGGAUUUGCAUUGCCUGACGAAAAAGCUGUCUUUUUUGAACGCCUCACAAGACUUAUAGAUCAAAAAGCUUUCCUCUUGAUACUAUCGCUCACAAAGAGGAUCCUGCGAGAGAAGUUGCUAGGAUUAUUGGGCUACUUUCCAAGAGAUUCAGCAACCUACGAUGAAGUGUCCAAUAAAUUGCUUCUCUUAAUCUCUGUGUUAAACUUGGGGGAAUCUAAAGUUGUCUAUGAAUCUGCAUCCGACCUGUUCUGUUACAAACCGUCGCUAGAGUCGGAAAGGCACGACGAUUUACAAAGCAGUGUCGAAGAAUUAACGCACGAUGUACGUGCUGAGGCGUCUGCAAGUAUGCUCAAGUCCUUGCUUAUGAAAAAACACUUUGACGCAUGA
Molecule: messenger RNA, 1407 nt
Organism: Candidozyma haemuli
Lineage: Eukaryota; Fungi; Ascomycota; Pichiomycetes; Serinales; Metschnikowiaceae
Exons: 1
Coding region: 1-1407 (468 amino acids)
Source: RefSeq, a predicted model, not a curated record